AGAAUUCUCAUUCUUUCUCUCCCACUGCACAGCAGUGCAUUCACGGCGUCGCUUGCCUACGCGGAAGCACUGCGCUUCUCCCACUUACUUCUUCCAUUUAUACGCAAGCCAUCACACGCAGAGAACGGCAGCAAAGCAACAUAAAAGACCCCGACCUCUUUCUGCCCUCCGUGACAGCGAUGGACGACAUCCCUGAAAAUGACUUGCAGGAGUUCAAGGAGAUCUUCGACCUGGUCGACACCGACCACACCGGCGUCAUCUCCGUGCAGGAGCUGCGCAAGCUUAUGGCCUCGCUGCACCUCCGCCCGACGGAGCAAGAGCUCGCGGAGUUGUUUGAGGAAGCGCACGCCGUUGUCGCGCCUGGCACCGCCGCCGCUGCCGCAACUCCGUCCGUGAGCCGCAACCCAAGCGUCGUCAGCACGUCCACCAACAGCGGCGAUAACAAGAACUCGACGAACAGCAAUAACAGCAGUGCCGGCCGCACGAUCAACUUCACACAGUUCGCGAGUAUGAUGGCCCGCCGUGUGCAGUCCGAGUACAGCGCGGAACAGCUGCGGAAUGCGUUUCAGCUCUUUGAAUCGCCGGAUAUGCCGGAGGGCUUUGUCUCGACGCGGGUGCUGGCGCACGCUCUGCGGACCUACGGCUCGCAGAAGCCGAGUGAGGCGGAGGUGGAGCGCCUCAUCGCGGCGGUCGAUCCGGAGCGGCGGGGACGGAUAAACUACUACGACUUCGUUGACUUGGUCACGAACUAG
Molecule: messenger RNA, 752 nt
Organism: Leptomonas pyrrhocoris
Lineage: Eukaryota; Euglenozoa; Kinetoplastea; Trypanosomatida; Trypanosomatidae
Product: putative calmodulin
Exons: 1
Coding region: 180-752 (190 amino acids)
Cellular component (GO): cytoplasm
Molecular function (GO): calcium ion binding
Source: RefSeq, a predicted model, not a curated record